This is a messenger RNA of Ogataea polymorpha, 879 nucleotides long. RefSeq lists its product as uncharacterized. The record is from RefSeq and is a predicted model, not a curated record. The coding region runs from base 161 to 805 and encodes 214 amino acids. The transcript has a single exon. Lineage: Eukaryota; Fungi; Ascomycota; Pichiomycetes; Pichiales; Pichiaceae.
AUUUUUGGGUAUCCGCUCGAUGUGGCGAGUGCGUCAGAUUUCCCCAUAUACAAGCAGCAUGCUACAAGUUUUUUUGUUUUCCUUAAUUACCUGUCCUGUUGACAAGCACAAGCCGUAGUCGGUUAGCUUGAUCAAAACACACGCUCUUUGCCAAUCAAAUAUGUUUAUACUCGACAAGCCCGUUGCUUCCGAAGCCGACACGUCCUUGGAACCGCAAGUGAUUGAUUUAAACACGCUCGAGUACCGUGACGUGUCUGCCCCAGCACCGACAACCAGGAAGACUCGGUUCUGGUUUUGGCCCUUUGGCGGCAACAGAAGCGCCAAAGAAUCGAUUGCUGUGUCGGGUCCCGAAACUGUCGCCACCAAGGAAAAGCAACUCAAGAAAAUCCGCGACUCAACCAACAAGGUGAUUGCUAUGAGAAAGGUGCAUGACGACGGCGUUGAGUUGGAAGAUGAUUUCAUUGAUAUUCAAGUUCGCCAGCUUUCGUAUGCCGAGGUUGCCGCCCUUCAACUGAGGAAGGAUAGAGAACCACCAUCAGACUCUUCUAGAAACGCGUCUUCAGGUGUUCCCCAUGUCGAUCCUGUUGUCGACCAAGACUCGGAGCUAGAGAAGUCAAUCACUGAUGUUGAGUUUGCAGACAGCUAUUCCAGGUCAAAGAAGUUCUCAAUUGACGAGUUCAGCCGCACGGAAUCCACUCUGGCAGAGGAGGAUACGAUCCUUGAGGAUUUCAACAAGAAACUUCCCAAAAGGUUUGCCAAAAAUGGCAAAUAUAUGAAGAAGAGAGACAACACAGCAGCAAGAUAGACAACCAGCGUGUAUUGUGUCCUCUGCUUUCACUUUCUGUAUUUCCAAUGGAUUCUAGUAGAUUAAUUAUGCGA